CAAAAAUGAAUCCGUUCAACCAUCAAAACUAAAAUUCUAAUUUCAUGCCAAAUUAUGCAUACAAUCCAUCUUAGUAUAUCUAAUCUUAUUACUAAUAAUUAUCUCUUUAUUACCUCCUUUAGAGACAAAUUAACCCUCAAAUUUACCAAGGAAUAUAAAAUUAUAAGCAUCAAAUCGAAACUAUAACAAUUUCUAGUGAUGAGGAGUAGCCAAUAAUAAAACCAAAAGAAUAACUUUCAAAAAUCAAACCAGCAGAAUAAAAUAUUGGAAAAUCGAGGAUUUUAGACCUUGAUUAAUUAGAAUAGUAAGGAAAAAUAUAUGAUGAUAAUUCUUGUGAGUCACCUUUAUUAUAAGAAAGGGUCUAAAAAUGUUUAAUAUCUCAAAAAUCAAAAAUAUAAACUAGAAAAAGUUUAUAACCAUUCAAAUUAAAAAAGAAAAUACUAAAGACUUAAAAAUAAUCUAAAAAUUACUGUUUAAAAGUUCAGAAAUAAGUUUUGUUUGGGUAGUAGAGAUAAUAAUAUUAAUUUAAUCAAUCUAGUAUUAAAACACAAUUGAUAAAAGUUUAUACAAAAAAUGAAGAGAAGCGUAAGUUUAAUUUAUUCUAUGAGAUAGUUUAAAAAUUAAAAGAACUUUUGUUAAUGAAUUUUCCAAAUUCGAAUGACGAAGACGCUGUCAGAUUACUGAAUGCAACUGGAAAAUCAUAUGAAAAAGCAAUGGACUUAAUCAAAGAAAAUGAAUUACUUGUUCAAUAUAUUUUAGAAAGUAAUAUUUAUUAAUAUAUUCAGCUAAUAAAAUGAAUGAAGUAUUGGAAGAUGAUGAUAUCAACCAAUAAUGAAAUGAAUCUGGAC
Paramecium sonneborni is the source of this 848-nucleotide messenger RNA. The record is from the annotation of a GenBank genome assembly. Lineage: Eukaryota; Ciliophora; Oligohymenophorea; Peniculida; Parameciidae.